AUGGUCCAUUGUGUCUAGCUGCUCCAAAUUCUUGAUUCCAAUAACAUGGCCGAGAAUAAUACGGUGCGUUUCGGAAUCUUAGGCUGCGCCAAUAUAGCUAGGAAAGUGGCUCGAGCCAUCGCUCUAGCCCCCAACGCCACCCUCUGCGCCAUCGCGAGCCGUUCCAAAGAGAAGGCGGAGAGGUUCGCCGCCGAAAACUUCUUGCCGGAGAGCGUGAGGGUUUAUGGGAGCUAUGAUGAGGUGGUGGAUGACCCAGGCGUGGACGCCGUGUACGUUCCCCUCCCCACGUGUCUGCACGCGCGGUGGGCGGUUAAAGCCGCAUGUAAGAAGAAGCACGUGCUGGUGGAGAAACCUGCGGCUCUUGACGUGGCGGAGCUUGAUCGGAUCCUGGAAGCGUGCGAAUCGAACGGCGUGCAGUUCAUGGAUGGUGCCAUGUGGUGGCAUCACCCUAGGACUGCCCACAUCGAACACCUCCUCUCUGUUUCUCAUUCUAGGAGCAUUGGCCCAAUUCAUUUUAUUCACAGCACAUCAACUAUGCCAGCAACACCUGAAUUCCUAGAGAACAAUAUUAGAGUAAAGCCAGAGUUGAAUGCCCUUGGUGCUCUUGGUGACUUGGCUUGGUACUGCAUUGGUGCUUCCUUGUGGGCAAAGGGCUACCAACUACCAACCACCGUCACUGCUCUCCCUGACGCCGCAAGAAACGCCGGAGGAGUCAACUUGUCAAUCACAGCCUCCUUGCAAUGGGACCAACCAAACAAAACAGUUGCAACCAUUCGUUGCUCAUUUCUUUCUCACACGUCCAUGGACUUGUCCAUAUGUGGUUCCAAUGGGUCUGUGCAUCUCAAGGACUUCAUAAUCCCUUACCGGGAGACUAGUGCUUCUUUUGACUUCACAUUUGGUGCAAAGUUUGUUGACCUUCACAUUGGGUGGAAUGUGAGACCAGAGGAAGUUCAUGUGCCCACUAAUCUCCCACAAGAAUCCCUUAUGGUGCAAGAGCUUGCUAAGCUUGUUGCAAGUAUUAGAGAUUGUGGGUCUCGCCCCUCUACCAAAUGGCCUGAAAUUACUAGAAAGACUCAACUUGUAGUUGAUGCAGUGAACAAGUCCCUAGAGCUUGGCUGCAAACCUGUUAGCUUGUAGAUGAAGUAACAAAGCAUGUUGCCAUUUAAGUUACAAACAAGUUGACACUUUAUAAGAAUUCAUUAUUUGAGAAGUAAACAA
Gastrolobium bilobum is the source of this 1218-nucleotide messenger RNA. RefSeq lists its product as uncharacterized. Bases 46 to 1137 code for a protein of 363 amino acids. The record is from RefSeq and is a predicted model, not a curated record. Gene Ontology annotation, molecular function: nucleotide binding. The transcript is spliced from 2 exons. NCBI's taxonomy places the organism in Eukaryota, Viridiplantae, Streptophyta, Magnoliopsida, Fabales, Fabaceae.